ACCUUAGCGCUCUCUUCUGACUGGCUGCCGCUGCAGGCCUGCGUAUCCCUGGGGCUGGACCGGCCUUGAGAGGAGAUAAGAGGGAAUUCUCUGUGGUUAUGGCCUGUCUCUGGGUUAUAAAUACCGGAGCAGUGCGGCAGGAGGGCCUACUGGAGGAGACAGGGACCUGGCAGCCAGCAGAGCAAGGUAAGGCCAGGCAGGGCUUGGAGAGGGGCUAAGCAGCUUGUCUGCUUGGUGCAGGGCUCAUGGAGUUGCUGCUGGACUCAGGCAGGAUAUAAAUGCUGUUGGUUUAUAUGGAGAAUGGCUCCUGGUGAUGGGAUAGGUCCCGCCAACCUCAAGCUGGGGCUCAGGCUGUCCGGGCAGAGCCACCCUGUUCUUCAGCGCUGGCAAUACAAGCGACUGUGGAUCCCAAACUGCUCAGCCUCCUGCAUGCUACAGGCCCUUCUGAAAAGCUAGACACUUAUUUUGGUGCCUAAUCAGGGGCUGCACUUUCUGGGCUUCCUGGCGCCCGAGGGCCCAAUUCACCCCACGCUGUUUGCAUCAGGGUAGAAUGCUGCCAUCCCAGGUCGCAUCAUUUCCCCCUUUGCACAGGUAUAAAUGGUUUUGAUUUUAAAAUAUCCCCCUGAAAACUCAAAACACAGUGGUGCCUGGUGACCAAGGCCAGCCGCAGGAGAGUUGGUUUCACUCCCAAGGCAGGGGGAUGGUUCCCUCUGGGUCCUUGUGAUCCCAGUUUUACAAGGAGCUGCUGGGUGGGAGAAGGCCCCUGGAAAGAUUUUAAAGCAACGCUCAUGUCUAAACCCAGCUAUGAUUGAUUAACCUCCCCCCCCCCAAUGAUUCUAAUCAAGGCUGCACAGCUUUCGGUUCAAUUAUUCACUGCCCAUCAUCACUCCCCUGGGACUGACUCUGUUCCCCCUCCUGCCUGAGCCCAGGGUCUGCAGCCAGGGGUUCCUCCCAGUCGCCUCCCGCACUGGAGGAACUUGUGAUCAGGUGCGAGGGUUAACAUAUGACAGGAGGUGCUGCUGGCAGGGCCGUAAGACUCCCCAUCCCAGUCUGCUCCCCCUCUGCUCUAACCCUCUUUCCUCCAUUGCACCAGGGUCUCAGGGAAGCUCCCAGCAUGAAGCUUUUUACCCUCAUCCUGACGCUGGCCAUCCUGGCAGGCAGCCAGGCCUCUCUCCUCAGCGAUGAGCCCACACCGAGGUUGGAGCAGGUCCGGGAAGCCUUCUGGGAGUACGUGGCCAAAGCCACCAGUUCCACCAAGAAAACCAUGGAGCUGAUCCGUAAAUCUGAGCUAGGCCAGGAGAUCAACAGCCGCAUCAGCCACAGCCUGGUGGCUGCCAACAGCUAUGGCACAGAGCUGCAGAAGCAGCUGCCUCCUGGGGCCCAGGAGCUGGUGGCCAAGCUGAGCAAGGACACAGAACUGCUGGUGCAGAAGAUUUCAGGGGACCUGCAGGAACUGAACCAGAAGGUGCAGCCAUACACUGAGGAGCUGCAGGCUCAGCUGGCGCCCUAUGCCGAGGGGCUGCUGGAGCAGGCAGAGCAGCACGCUGAGACCCUGUGCCGCAGCUCGACAGCUGGCACCCAGGAGUUGAGUGAGAAGCUGCAGCAGAAUGUGGAGGAGCUGCGCAGCCAGCUGGGUCCCUACACCCAGGAGCUGAGCGGGCGGCUGCAGCAGCAUGUGCAGGAGUUCCAGCAAGGGCUGGAGCCCUACGUGAAGAAGCUGCAGGGGAGCCUUAGCCAGGGUGUGCAGCACGUCCGUCGCAACCUGCACCCCUACGCUGAGGACCUGCGCCAGAAGCUCAACCCCUAUGCCGAAGACCUGCAUGGGCGGCUGGGCUCCUUCUGGGCCUCCUUCCUGCAGCACUUCCAGUGAGGGACCUGCACUGGUGGGGAGAUGGGAGCACACAGCCAGGUGGGCGGGGGGUGAGACACAGACCCCAUCCAUUCAUGGAGCCCACGGGACUGGGGGAUGGGAGCACAGACCCCAUCUGUGCAUGGAGCCUUCAGGGGUCACAGGUGCUUGAGAGGGCACAGCCUGUUCUCUAAGAGCCCCUCACAUGCCCAGGGUCCCUGUCCCAUCACCCCUAGUCACUCCCUGUGUCUGUAACAACCUCCCACGGCUCAAUAAAGCACCUGCUGAUUAA
This is a messenger RNA of Chelonoidis abingdonii (Abingdon island giant tortoise), 2141 nucleotides long. The record is from RefSeq and is a predicted model, not a curated record. Lineage: Eukaryota; Metazoa; Chordata; Testudines; Testudinidae.